AUGAAUGGGCUCUCCGAUUAUCUGGACGUUUUGCCUGACCAACUACAAGUGUCAUCCGAUUAUGACGUUACAAAUGCCAUGGGCGUGUUGACAGUAGUCAUAAGCAAGCAAAUAGGCACGUAUGUCAUCAACAAGCAGUCUCCUAACCGUCCAGUUGAUGGCUGUCGAGCCCUAUCGCGGCCCCAACAGCGUUAUGACCUUUUGAUCGUCGGCUGCUAG
This is a messenger RNA of Cooperia oncophora, 219 nucleotides long. The record is from the annotation of a GenBank genome assembly. Lineage: Eukaryota; Metazoa; Nematoda; Chromadorea; Rhabditida; Trichostrongylidae.